This is a messenger RNA of Pocillopora meandrina, 25851 nucleotides long. The record is from the annotation of a GenBank genome assembly. NCBI's taxonomy places the organism in Eukaryota, Metazoa, Cnidaria, Anthozoa, Scleractinia, Pocilloporidae.
CCUUGAAGCAACAUGGCUGAAGUUGCUACUGAUGCACAUUUACUUCUUGGCAAAGAAGUGGCGAGGUAAACCAUGUUUUGCAAUUUUUUUUCCACCAGAUAUUGGAAUUAAAAUUAUCCCCUUACUAUUUGUAAAGAAAAAUUCAUCAAAUACGCUUUGUAUUUUGACAUUUGUGUGAUUCUCGAGGUUUACGUGAUCGUUUGGUCACCUUGCACGUGCCUAUAGUGUGAGUUUGUUUUACAGUUGUAAAGCACUGUCUGAUGUCAAUCUCAAUUGAACACUUACCCAGACGGCCAUGGGCUAGAACUGAUUUUAAUAACAGCAUGAAACAUUCGUUGGAAAACAAUAAUGUUUUGGUUGUGGAAAUUAAUUAAUCUCGUUAAUUAGAGCGCUGCGUGGUGAUCACGCCUCACCCAUAGGGAUCCAAUUUUAAACCUCACUACAUGGUGGUCAUUUAGUGAUCACUUGUAUUUGAUAGACCCUUGCUGCGUUUCCUUCGAAUGUAAGCCAAAUUUUCCUCUUUCUCAAACUAUUUUUGCCUCAUCCUCCAAUAUAAAUUUAUAUUUACUUAAUCCAAUUUUUGUUUAUUUUUUUGGGGGGGAGGGGGGUUGUGACCUUUAUAUCCUGUUCACUUCUCUUUCCUUUUUCAAAAGCAUCUUGGAAAGUUAGUGAUGUAAUAUGUAUUUAAAUUAAAUCAAUCCAGUACCUUUAGGAACUGCUAAAGUUAGUGAUGAUUUUAGCCUUUUAAUAGAAAUUCCUAACUAUUUAACACCCAUGAGUGAACAAGACAGAAUUUCUCUUUACAAUAUCAAUACAAAAUCAAACAGACAGUCAAUAUUAGAGGAUUGUUAGUUUAUCCAAUACCAAAUUCUCCAAGCUAACAUCAGAAGAAUUGUAUUGGAGACAGUAAAGAGAAUUCCUGAUGAGAUCUUGUUAGUGAAAGGGUUAAUUGAUCAGACAUUUUUACCAAAUGCUACCCAAUGUGGUUAAAUUUUAAUUUUCAAGAUUCUGAACAAUGACUAUUCAAGGCUUUAUAAUGCAUGCCCAAUAUAGCAUGUACAAGGGUGAGACUGUGGUGAGGUCAUAAACACGAUGUGCAAAUUUAGUUAAGGCUGUCACAGCUUCAUUUUCACAACAUUGGGUCUCACAGUAGGAGUUGAGAUCACUUGUGCACAGGAAGUGGCCAGUAAUAUUAGAAAAUCAGGUCAUUUCAGUUGUGUUUGGCACAGAUUGUAAACCUGCCCACUGUUUGUUAUUUUUGCAGUGAGAUUCGUCAAAAGUUGAAAGAAGAUGUUGCAGCCAUCAAGGAAGAAAACGUAGGGUUUAAGCCAGGCCUUGCCAUUGUUCAGGUAUGGUGUCUCAUUAUCAUUACAGAGCUGCUUAUAAAAAAGCAGUGCUGACCAAAACCGCUAGCUGGUAUCUUUGUAUUAUAGGCUAUAUAUUUCUUGCAAUUUUAGUUCUGAGAACUUGAUGUUACAUGUAAGGAAAUCUUCUCUCUCUCUUCUCAGUACUCCUAUGCUUGACAAUUUAUUGAAAUGUGGGAGAAAUUCCUUUCUGAUCACUACUGGGAGUAAGUGGCUAAGUUGUUCUUUGUAUGAAGUACUGUUUAUAGCUUUGCUUUUCCUUCAGAUUGGCGAUCGAAGUGACUCAACAGUUUAUAUCAAGUCUAAAGUCAAAGCUGCAGAAGAGGUAAAUGUAAAUAUUGAAAGUGAAACUGGAUGGUGAAAUUUUGCAAGCAUUAAGUUGAUCUACAUAUAUAUCCAACAUCAGUCUGCAUAUUCUCCAUACUGUUCUCUAUACAUUUCUUAAGGAGCUGACAAGGAGAAUUUGUUUAACAAUCAAGAGCUUCUUUAGUUAGUGAUCAUUUUCUUUAUUCUCAUGGCUUAAAUGUUUGAUUGAGAAGUUACAUUGUUAAGAGAAAUUACAUGCUGGUCAGUCUUAAGGGUCAUAUGGUUAACAAAAUUAUGAGUAUGCUUUUUUUUAUAGAUUGGGAUGUUGGCAAGGCAUGUGAAGCUUCCAAGAACAUGUACUCAAGCAGAUGUGAGAGUUAUGUUUAUUAACACUUACUUAAUAGAUUACCUGAUUAAAUAACUUCAGUUACAUAGUGUGGUUGUACAGAUGAUGUGAGUGUAAGAGGUGAUUAAAGUGGUGACAUUGUGGUUGUGUUGCUUGGAAUUUAAGUUUACUUGUCUGGAAGGAAAAUAGAUUUGUAAGGUCUACUACAUAUUGGUAUGAAAUAUAAAUAUAUGAAAUAUUCCUGUGUUAAUGCCAUUCAAUUCUGUGUUAAUUUGUUUUGCCAGGUAUUGAGUUACCCAGAAUUGGUGGUGUGUUCUGUAGUAGCACUUAAUCAAAUAUACCUUAAUCCUUUACACCCUAAGAUCAUUAUGCAUAUUCUCCAUACUGUUUUCUAUACAUUUCCUAAGGUGCUGACAAGGAGAAUUUGUUUAAUUAUCAAGAGCUUCAGUACUUGUUGAUCAUUUCCAUUAUUCUCAUGACCUUAAUGUUUGAUUCAGGAGUGAUACUGUAAGGAGAAUUUAGAUGCUGGUCAAUCUUGAAGGGUUAAAUUGUGCUGUGUUUCUGUUGCCUGUUUCUAGGUCAUUGUUAUAAGCAGUCAAGUAACCUGGAAUAGAGCUUGAUUUAAGCAAACAAAAGUAUUAGUGGUAACAGCGGAGCUCACAGAGCAUAGCCCCAUAAUUAUACAAAAUAGUAGUAACCCAUCAAGCCGAAAAAAUUUGGAUGUACGACUGUAAGACUGUAUGAUUGUACGACUGCACAACCAUACAAGGUGUUACUUUUAGCAUGCGUGGUCAACUGUGCCGCAGGCACACUGACGCCACAGCUUUGUCCAGUAGUCCAGUGGUCAGUGUACUGAGCUCCGAGUCAGACAACCCGGGUUCUAGUCCUGGCCGGGGCAAGGCGUUGUGCCCUUAAGACAUGUGGGGAAAAAAAAAUGUGAGCUCUGCUUUUAGGCUUGGCUAAAUCUAUAUAUUAGAAAAGAAGGCUAUGGAGUUAUUGUAUGCUACUCUCAUAUGCAUCCUGUUGCAUAACUUGUAAAUUGCAUGUUUUUCUUGUGUUCUUUUACCAUUAGGUUCUAAAAGCUGUUGAUGAGCUGAACAAAGAUUCAACAAUUCAUGGCAUCAUUGUUCAGCUUCCUCCUGAUUCUGAAAACCCAGUUGAUCCUGCAAUUUGUACCAAUGCUGUAGCUCCAGAGAAGGAUGUCGAUGGGUGAGAUUUUCCCCUUAACUCUCUAACUCCCAAGAUCUGAUUGUUAAUUCUCCCAUCUGGCUGUUACACAUUUCCUUGUAAUUUAGUUACAAGAAUUUGGUGUUAUAUCAUAAUAACAACCUCUCACUGAUAAGUCUGAUUAUUCUCAAUACUUGUUUGUUGGAUUUUGUAUGGAUAUUGUAGGGAGAAGCUACAUAUAAAUCACUUCUGGGAGUUAAAGGGUUAAGGUGCUCACCAUAGAUAUUACUUUAUUUUCCUUUAUUAUUAAAUCUCUGCCUUUCUGGAUUCUUAAAGCAUUAAACCUUUACACCCAAACACCAAUAUGCAUUUUCUUCAUACUGUUCUCUAUAAAUUUCUUAAGUUGCUGAUAAGGAGAAUUUGUUUAACAAUCAAGAGCUUUAAUUGCAUGGUGAUCAUUUCCUUUAUUCUUGCAACCUUAAUGUGUGACUCAGGGGUGAUAUUGUAAGGAGAAAUUAUAUGCUAGUCACACUAAGUGGUUAGUCAGGGCUAACAGCUACAUGGUCUGAAAGAGUCUUGUGAGAAUCUUUACUAGGGAUGGUAAAGGUUUUUACCUUAGAUCUCAGUAAAUUUUGUAAACUGUUUUCGUAUCUGUAUACAGUAUUAAUUUUUUCGGGUGAUUUCUUCAAUCAGUAGUUUAAUUUUUUUCAGUGUCUUUCCUUGUGAGUCAACAUUUUUUGGGGGAGGUGGGUUUGGAAAAGGGCACAAUGAUUUAUGAAAAUUUUUCUUCUCUCUCCCUUUCCUUGUUGGGUUUUUACUGAGAGAACUGUAGGGGUGUGCUUUGUUUUGUAGCCAUAUCAUGUUCAGGCCAGAGCUUCUUAGUUUCCAAUGUCUGCUUGACUAACAUUACUACAAGUUGUCGUUAUAUUUCUGAUCAUGUGCUAAAGAUGAAAUCUGUUUUUUAUACUUGUGAUUCUGUUGAGCGAAUUGAGUUUAAUGUUUUUGUCCCUCUUAUAUCAUUAAAUCAAUUUUUUAGCACAUUGUUAUGAUAUGUCAUUUUGUUAAAGGUUGCAUGACGUGAAUGCAGGAAAGCUGUCCAGAGGAGAGUUAGAUGACUGUAUUGUGCCAUGUACUCCCAGAGGCUGCUUGGAGUUGAUAAAAAAAUCUGGUGAGUGGCAUUUAUCAAUUGCAAAUAUUUCAAGGAAUUUAUCACCAACAUGAAGUAAUGCAUUAUAAUUAUGAGCACUAAAAGUAUGAUCUUCACCCUAUAGUUCAUAUCACAGUCAUUGGGUUUUGUUUUAGAACCCUCUACAUGUACACCCUAAUAUCAGUAUGCAUAUUCUCCAUACUGUUCUCUAUUAAUUUCCUAAGGUGCUGAUAAGGAGAAUUUGUUUAACAAUCAAGAGCUCCAUUACUCGGUGAUCAUUUCCUUUAUUCUUAGUGUUUGAUUCAGGGCUGAUAUUGUGAGGAGAAUUUAGAUACUAGUCACUCUUUAAGGUCAAAGGGUUAAGCCUCUUCACCCUGACAUCAGUAUGCAUAUUCUCCUUACUGUUCUCUAUACAUUCCCUAAGGUGCUGAUAAGGGGAAUUUGUUUCAUAAUCUAGAGCUUCUCUAGUUGGUGACCAUUUCCUUUAUUCUCAUGACCUUAAUGUGUGAUUUGGGUUGAUAUUGUAAGGAGAAAUUAGAUGUUAGUCACUCCUAGGGUUUAAAGGGUUAAAGUAUCAAACUUGUCAAACAGGUACAGAAAUUGUUGGAAAGGAAGCGAUAGUUCUCGGAAGAAGCAAAAUUGUGGUAAGUAAACCUGCAUUUCACGAUAUCUUGAAAUGACUUUUCACCUGGAUGGUGUAAUUCUAAAGAUAUAUAAUUCUUAAUUCUCUGAACUGAUUCAGAAGGAAAUUUAUAGCUGCUGGAAGGGAGAUCUUAAUCAGAUCUUAAGCAUUCCUUAUUUCAUGAUCAACAGGGAUCUCCUAUGGCAGAUCUUCUCAAGUGGCAUAAUGCUACAGUGACUACAUGUCAUUCAAAAACUAAAGAUUUGCCAGACGUGGUAUGUUAUUAGUUGUAACUAUUAAGUAAUUGUUGACUGAAUAUUUGAUGGUGUGGUCUGUUUUUCUCAAAGCAUUCAAAUGAUAAGCUGAAUUAUAUGCAAACGCAUGCAUUUCAAUUGGUUGUUACUUAUGAUCUUUGAUCUAACGGAUCCUUCCAACAUGCUGUUAGAGGAGGUCCUGGGGCAUGCUCCCCUGGAAAAAUCUGAAACUCUCCAAGACAUUAUUUUCAGUAUUUUGGGACAUGCAUAUAUUUGAGUAACUUCAUUUAGCCAGACAUUGAUGUUAGGAUCAGUUCAAAAAUACUUAUUUUCUGUCUGUGAUUGUAAUUCACUAAGUAGCCGGGGCUUACUGGCUUCAAGUGACAACCUUGACACAAAGUACUACAUGCUACUUGAAUCUUUUGGUUGAUAGGUGAGGAGGGGAGACAUUGUUGUGGUGGGAAUUGGAAGAACAGAAUUUGUCAAGGUAUAUGUUAUUCAGUGUGUUAUGUGUUAUGAUACAUGUAAAAAGGUACAGUGGUUCCAGGGAUUUCAAAAUGUUUUGAAGUAGGUGUCAGACUCUACAAAAGUAGGUGACUGUAAGAAAGUUCACUAUGAGCCAAAAGUUAAUUAUUUUGACCAAAGUGACCAGUGACAUGUUAUUGAGUAGCUAGCAGAAUUUAUGAUGUUGCUGGCUUGUUUUGAAAGCUCUGUGGUUCACUAAGCAGUAACUUAUCCCAGUGUCUGUAGCAUGAAGCAAGUCAGAGGAUUCCUUCCCCCUCUUUCCCCAAAUGAGUUGCUCAUUGGUCACAGGUUUUCCCCCUUCUCCUUAGCCUUUAUAGAAUCAGGUUUCCUUAAUACUCAUUUUUGUUCCUGGAUAGAGAGGGUUACUGAGAUAGAAGAGCUGUGGCUUAGUGCUAGCUGCUAACAAAAUUUGGCCCUCAAUGAACUUUUAACAGUCACCUACUUUUGCAGAGUCUGAUACCUACUUCAAAACAUUUUGAAACCCCAGGGCCAAUCCCCAGCUGGAAAUAGUCUUUUUGAAUAACACUUCACAUCCUGGCCUGGUCUUGCCCAUAGGACCUAUCAACUUGGAGUCCAGGCCUGGGUUUUUCAAAGCUGGGUUAAGAUAACCCAGGGUUAGUGUGAAAUUUGGUUUCAGGUCUGAAAGCUUUAAAAGAAAAUUCAGUUUGAAUCUUUUUGCUUGCAACUCGAUCAUUGGAUUUUUGAAAAAGAAAAGGGAAAAUUUUUCCUUAAAGGCUUUUGAACAAAGAAGUAGAGAAACCUGGAUUAAAAUUUAUCCUUGGGUUUAAGUGCUAAUUUACCUUCAAACAACUGAGCCCAGAGUUAAACCAAGUAGCUAUUUCAUCUCCUGUGUCAUAAACAUACCUCUAUUGUCCUUGAAUGAUUAAGUGAAUAUUGAAUACUUUUUUAAAUAAGUAUAUGUUAAUAGAUCAUAAUGGAUUUGAUAAAAACUAGCUUUGUUCAUUUUGGUUGAGGUGAGUGGAACCCUUACCAGUGAUAAUUUAUAAUUUAUUUAUUUUUAUUUUGCUUCUCAGGGGGACUGGAUUAAAGAAGGAGCAGUUGUUGUUGACUGUGGAAUAAAUGUGAUUCCAGGUUUGUGAAUAAUAAAGAAUGAUCAAGGUUACAUUAAUUAUCAAGAUGGGUUUUGUCCAAGGUUAUUUGCUACUGACCCUGCAGUAACAUCAUCAAGGACAAUGAGAGAACUUAAGAGGAACUGAAGAUUGCAAUCACAUGUCAGUUCUUUUUUGUGUGAACUUACCUGUGUCAGCAUUUAUUUGGUAACUUGUUGCGUAAUUACAUGCGGUAAUUUCCCCUUAAAUUUUUAGAUGAGACUAAAAAAAGUGGACGUCGCCUUCUUGGUGAUGUAGAUUUUCAAGGGGCAAAGAAAAGAGCAAGCUGGAUUACUCCAGUACCAGGAGGUAUGUUGUGUUCACUUGUGACCAGAGCUGUUUGUUUUGUUUAGUAUGUUUGGUUUUUUUUUGCGUGAGAUCUAUAGACACGAUACUUCCAUUUGUUUUGGACACAUUCAGAAAAUAACCUACCUAUGCUUGAAAUGAUGGGUUGCAAAAGUAAAGUAGAGUGCAAUCAUAUGUGAAGGAUUGCUCAAAAGAAAGAUCAGCUUCUUGUGAAUGACUGUACUCUUGUGCAAUAUAGACUUUGCACAUGUAGUGUUGCUGUAAUUCCCCAAUAUGCUUCAGUUUAUCCUAGUUGUGGAAAAUGUUGAGCCAACACUUAUGCCAGUAUUUGUCUGAUGUUGGCAGGUGUAGGACCGAUGACUGUUGCCAUGUUGAUGAACAACACUGUUGACAGUGCUAAGAGGGCUCUACAAAAACAAAAGGUCUCUCCUACUUUGAGAAUGGGCUUGUCUUUGUCCCCAUUGUUUCCAUAUUUCAGGCGUUUUCUACGCAAAUGAUUUUUCUCUGUGCUUUGCUUAUAUACUGCUCUGCAAAUCGAUUUCAUUCUCCAUACUGCAUUAGUGUUUUGCUUUUCAGGGGGGAACUGGUAAAAUUAAUUUACUGCUUGAAGUGACUCUUCAUACUACCUAAAAUCACAGGAAAGGAUUACACUAAAGUUUUAAAAAUUUCUGUUAAAUGCUGUGCUUAAAAUAAGGGAAAACACUGUUGUAGAUCGAUUGUGCUUUGUCAGUGUUGUUACUAAUGCAUUGUGACACACAUGUAGCAGUUCUUUAUGGUGAAAUGAAAUUUUUGAAAAAGACAAAAGAAUGCAUACUGUAGCUAUUUUCACAUAGAUUUUUAUAGACUAAAAGCUAUUUUCUGAUUGUUGAAACAAAUUGAGAGUAGGAUAAAUGUUUUCAUCGUGGGUCACAGCAGUUUUGUAGGAUGUUGGUAACCAGAAAAAAACUGCCACCUACUUAUUAGAUUUGUCAGAAUUAACACAAAUACCUGCUUUGUCCAGACAUUACUCAUUAAUCAUUACAAAUGAUUUACAAAAAUUAAUCAGACAUUAGCUCCAUUUGAAGAGUACUAAAAAUUGUUGAGUCAAAUUGGCCCAGUGCUCUUAAUUGGGUUACUUUCAAAUUGGUAAUAGAUAUUAUUAAUGAUUAUUAACACAUUACUAAUAAAUGAUUAAUAUUUUAUGUCUUAAAUGCUUACAGUAAGUAUAAACAUGUAUUCUACAUUCUCAUAACAUGUAACAUUCAAGGAAGGUGUAAGAGUUAGGUUUAAAUCUAACUGUCGAAAUUUCUUUAAGGUUUAUUGCUUAUGCAGCCAACUUUCUAGUCUAAGAAUGGUUGUUAUUUUGCAACAGGCUUCAACUUAAGUUUGUUCUGUGACAUGAAUAGGUACACUUGUGUAUGUACAGCUGUAUCUAGAGGAAUAUUAAGGCAAAUCAGUACUUGAACUGUGCUAGUCAUUAAGCCACAAUAAGGGAAAAAAGGAAUUGAGACACUUUAAGUACAAAGAUUGUGAGUGUUCAAUUAUAAAAGUUUAUCUUUUCCUAUUCACCUUGCAUUUUCCUCCUGUACCAUCCCAUUCCCUUCAUUUAGUGCUGUACAAGAACAAUACGGGGCUUGGCAAUGACAAAUCCAACUUUGUUCAGGAGGUUGUGAACAAUAUGAAUCGGAAAGGGGUAUAGUUUGCUCAAUAUACAUGAAAAAUUAGUCAGUGUCUCAAACCUUUUGGAGCUUGUUGUAGCCAGGCAGUACAGGCUCACUGGGAUUGCUUGUAUGUGAUUUGCUGGUUUGCUUGUUGUCAAAACCUACUGAAGGAAAUUCAGCUUUUUUUGAAUUUGCAUUGCAAAUGGAAAUAGUAAAUAAUUGUAGCUCUCAAUGUUUUUGGAGUGAGGGAAGGAGCUGACUGACCAGGUGAGGAUGCAAGACUUGAUAUCUGAAAGAAACACAAAUGAUAAAUAAGUCCCUCAUGACUUAUUUGGUUAGUUAGGAAGAUAAGUCUGUUAUAAAAAGUAUUUUAAAAGUACUCCUUGGUAUGAGGGGAGGGUGGUUUUAAACCUCAAAACUUCCAGAAGUGAUUAACAUGUAACUUCUCCCUUUAAUAUCCAUACAUAAUCCAGGAAACAGGUAAUGAGAGUACUGUACUCAAACAGGUAGGAGUUGUUAUCUUGAACUAACACCAGAUUCUUGUUACUGUUUCACAAGGAAAUGUGUGGCAGCUAGGGAACAGUAUGUGUAGAGCAGGGGCUGUUGCUAACAGGGUGCCCAGGAUGCAUUUUUGAGGUUGAAAGCCUGUUCUGAAACCUUCCACUCAGUUGCUGGCAAAUUGUUAUUUGUCAAACCUGUCUGGUUGCGUUCAUGGGGUGAGGCAGGUGAUAUGGGAAGGUAUACUGGGGGAGGGGGAGGGAGAGCGUAUUUUGUAGGGAAAGGACUUUUUAGCUGGUAUCAUCUGGUACAAUUGGAUUAAUUGUCUUCCCCUGGAUCUAAAUAUUGAUUCUCUGCACUGUUUAUCAUUCAUUAAUGAUACUUUUGCAUCCAAAAAUUUGGUGGGCAAUUAUACAAUAUCCCCCAGUGUAAAUCUUCUUAUGUUAUCACCUUUCUGGUACAAAAUGUAGUAGUGAUCAUGCUCAGCGAACACUGGGGUUGGAAGGGUUGCAUAUUAAUGAACCAGUUGAAGAGACUAUGGUAACAGGAUAUCUCACAGAAGUUAAUGUAUAAAAGUGAAGUCAACUGUGCUGAAUUCAAAGUAUUUUGCUUUGUGAUAUUCUAUUUUUUCAUGUUGGCUUCAAUUGCAUUUUUAAAAAUUCCAUAAUUGAGUCAUUGUGCUGAGAAAGCUGCAGAAUGCGCACCUUGUCCAGGUCCUUCCCUCAUUCCUGGUAAACAUGGUAAAGUGAUCUCAGCUGCAAUUUAUUGGUCAGUGAUUCAUUUUUCAAUCUCUAACAUUUCUCUUGUGUAGAUAUGUUUAAUCACUGUUACAUAGCUAUCAGUUAUUGCCAAUUUAUCUUUAAAGGACUGAGCAAUAUUUCAUCCAAAAAAAAGUUACCUUGUUGAUAUAGACAUUGUGGAAAGAUAUUUGUACAUCACCACUAAAUUAGUUAAACAUGAGUGAAAUUUGUCAAGGCUGACAGAAUUCCAUAGUAAAUGACAGCUGAGUAUAAUUGGUUCUGUGAUUAAAAAAAAAGAUUCUCUCUUGUGGCAUAGGACUGCUCUAAUUACAGUGAGUACUUAAUCAAGAGUUGUUGGGGUUCUCAUAAUGCUGAAUUAGAAAACCAUUGUCUUUCAUUUGAACCGUCUUUGCCGGUCACUUUUAAAUUCUAUUCAAUUUAUUUACUUGUAAUUUGAUUACAGUAGGAUUUGUUGAAACUUGUACAUGUACAAUGCUUGAGUGCUUGAAAUAAAUUCUACUUUGCAUUGGAAUUUUUAUGGGGUCGAUUCAUUGUGAUCAAAUUAUUUACUAAUAUUAUGUGUUAGGGUGUUAAUUAACAUGUUAUGCAUUAAUGGUAAUUACACAUAUCAUUCUAACCUUGAUGCAUCUUUGAAUGCCGAGAUGUACAAUUAAAGGUUCAGUGAAUUUCAGGGAAUGCUUUAACGCUUUAACUCCCAGAUCAAGUUUGUAAUUCUCCUUACUUUCAACCAUACAAUUCGUAUAAUGUUACUUCAGAGAAUUUAGUAUUGGAUGAAUUGAUUGUCCCCAAACUGAUAUUUUUCUUAAUUCUCAUUACUUACCUGGUUGAUAUUGUGGUGAUAUUGUAAGGAGAAAUUCUGUGUUGGUCACUCAUGGGAGUUAAGGGUAAAGAUCAUUUUUCUAAGUGUUAUAUUGUUUUUUUUUUCCUUUGAAUUGUUGUCUUGCACCCCCCUGGUCAUCACUCCUUUGCUCUGUGAGUAAAUUCAGCUCAAUUCUUCUAUAGAAAUGCAUAAGAAAUAUAUGUCUGGAAUAUCCUUUAGAGGUCCUUUUUGCCAAAGGUUUUUCUUUGUUAGUUGUUAAUUUAGUUGUCAAAAUAAUCAAGAUGGAAGCAAAAUGAACAUUUUUAUGAAAUAAUGGGUCACUCUUGUUACCAGCUGAUCAGUUCUUUUUACAGGGUGGGCCUUGGGACAUUCGUUAUCUACCACUGAAUCUUCAAAGACCUGUUCCAAGGUAAGUUACUUUAUCGCUCUAAACCACAUUGUAUGGCUAUUUUUUUUUUUGGCGGUUCAAUUUUUUAUUUGAAUACAGACAGUAAUCCAAGAUUACUUUAUUCAACUUUGUGAAUUGUUCAAGAAAAUUCUUGCUACUCUCUUAACAUUCAAAUGCAAUUUAACUAGUCAGAAUCAAUUAUGGCUCAAUCACGUUCUUUCAUUUUCUUGUGCUUCAGUCAUUUAACUUGUUUUUAAUUUUAUUUCUUGUUGGCUGACAAUACACCCUAUUUUAAAUUUAUGAUUUACUUUAAAUGUCUGGUAAUGUAGGAAAGUCAUUUGAUUAUUACUUUUGGCUAAGUGUGUUGCAUUUAAUUUGGUGACAUGUAUGUGAUAUUUUGAUUAACCCUUUAACUCCCAGAUCAAAUUUGUAAUUCUCCUUUCUGUCAAUCAUACAUGCAAUUCUUAUCAUGUUAGUUCCAAGAAUUUAGUAUUGAAUCAACUAAUUAUCCCCAAAUUGAUAUUUUUCUUAAUUCUCAUCACUUAUCUGAUUGAUAUUAUAUUGAUAUUGUAAGGAGAAAUUCUGUCUUGGUCACUCACGGGAGUUAAAGGGUUAAACAAGGUUUUGUUGUUCCCUUUUUAGUGAUAUUGAUAUCUCAAAACAUCAAGCACCUAAGAAGAUUUUCGAACUGGCAAAGGAAGCUACAAUCCUUGAUUAUGAGGUAAUAGUUGCACCUAUAUCAUGCCCCCUCCCCGCAAAAACACUUCAGAUAGGAGAGUGUUGUUUAAGCCUUGAAACCUGUACCUUUUUGAGAAAAAAUAUGUUCACUUUGCAACUCUGUGUUCAUCAGUGAUGUGUGUUCAUCAGUGAUGCACUUGACUGUGCUUUGUAUGUGCCACUUUUUUGUUCUUACCACAUUUUCUUAAACAUUUUCUGUGAUAUUGAACUGAAGAGAUGUAUAGCAACCUGGAAUUGAUUUGUCUAAGCGACAUCAGGCACAGAUAGUUUGCACAUGUAGCAUUUUUCUUUUUGGUUUUUGUAGAUUGAGCUCUAUGGAAACAAGAAGGCCAAAGUUUCCCUUGAUGUCUUGGAAAGACUCCAAGAUCAAUUAAAUGGAAAAUAUGUUGUUGUUGCUGGGUGAGUUGGGAUCUCUAACAUGUGAACUGUUUUUAAUCAGUAAAAUCUUGAAAGGUAGUGAGGUGUUGUUAUUGGAGUAAAACUUCAAAUGGAGUGUUGAGUACAACUAAUACUUAAAUUAAUUUGAAAAUUAUUUAAGUCCUCUGCUACUUAACUUGUUAACCCCUAAGAGUUACCAUCGUCUAUUUUUUUCCUAUAGUAUCACCCCUGAAUCAAACUUCAAGGUCAUAAGAAUAAACAAAAUGAUCACCAACUUAAGAAGCUCUUGAUUUUCAAACAAAUUAGGAAAUGUAUAAAGAACAGAAUGAAGAAUGGGCAUACUGAUAUUAGGGUGUAGAGGGUAGAGAGACUUAUGUCAACAUUUUUGUCUUGAUGAAGGAUGACCCCCACCCCAUUUGGAGAGGGGAAGAGUACAACUACAAUAGGCGUGGCACAGGCCAUGGGUGCACAUCUCAAGAAGAACUGUUUUGCCUGUAUUCGUCAGCCUUCCCAAGGCCCUACAUUUGGGAUCAAAGGUAAGGUAAUUAGAUUUUAGAAAUCACAAAUCUGGGCCCAGUUCUGUGAGGGGCAGAUAGCAGUAUCCAACAGAUAAAUCAUAUCCAGCAUAUAAGUGAUUGUAAAACAUCAGCGCUAUCAUCCAACCUUCCAACAACCAGGACUUGAACUGUUGUCAUCAUGAUAAAUAUAAAAGUCAAACAUCUAGACAAAGGCCAUUCUGUAUGACUGGUGAUCAAAAAUGAACAACAAAGAAUAUCUUUUCAUUUCAGGUGGAGCAGCUGGAGGGGGCUAUUCACAGGUCAUUCCCAUGGAAGAGGUAAGCACCAGGAGUCCACUCAGGUCUUUGUGAGUGAUCAUCAGUACACUGCGUGGCUCAAAUGAUGAUGCUCUGUUCUACUACACUCUACUUUAAGUACACUUCAGCCUAAAGAAUAAUCACAACCUGCAAUGCCAUAUUGUAAAUUCUCUCCUUUUUGUCUACCUAGUUUAACCUUCACUUGACUGGUGACAUCCAUGCCAUUACAGCAGCAAACAACCUUUUGGGUAAGUUAUAAGUGAAUGAUAAUAUUUUUUAAAGUAGUUAUGACUAGACAAGGUUAAAACCCCAUUUCUGUUAUAUUACACAAUAAAAUACCUGAGUUACAUGAGUGCCCUGAAUGGUCAAAACCUUUCAUUUAUUGCACACGAAAACCCAUAGAAAACUGUUUAUUUUAUGAAAACAAUAGACCACACUAUCUACUGAUAACCUAAUAAACUAUGUAGGAUGUUGGAGGAACAUGAGAAAAGUUUGUAAAUCACAAGCUGGAGACAUAACUAAACCCUUUAACUCCCAGAUCAAAUUUGUAAUUCUCCUUACUGUCAACCAUACAAUUCUUACAGUGUUAGUUCAGAGAAUUUAAUAUUGGAUCAACUAAUCAUUCCCAAAUUGAUAUUUUUCUUUAUUGUCAUCAUGUACCUGGUUGAUAUUGUAGUGAUAUUGUAAGGAGAAAUUCUGCCUUGGUCACUCAAGGGAGUUAGAGGAUUAAAUCUCAUUUACUGGGUUACCUCAUUCUCUGGGAAUUUUGUUAAUAAGGAAAAUGGAGUUACAUGUACUGCAGCUGCAUGUUGAGAUGGAGUUUGAUAUGAAAUCUGGAAUACCUCUCUUUCAGCCUCUGCCAUUGAUACAAGGAUGUUUCAUGAAUCAUCCCAGACAGAUGAGGUGUGUGUUUUUGUGACAGAGUUGCUAACUUAUUGAUCAUUUUUUUUAGCUUUUUUUUUUCUAACUAUAAACCUCUCUCAGUAUAUGGUUAGACAUUGUGCUGUACACCCAGACAGGUUGAAGAUUACUGUUGCAGCCGAAAUUCAACUUGAAUUGUAAACUUCAUGAUGUGAUUGAUCAACAUGCAACUUUUCCUCACAAUAAUAUAUUUUUUUGGUUAUUACCAUGUCCUUUAAACUGCCAAUAAUGAUAUCCCAAUGAAACAUAAAAUAGUGUAAAAUAAUUUACAAUGCAAUAGAUCAAUUUGUUAAUCAAAUGACCUUGUCAAGGAAAUGUUUGUAAUAGCAGCUACAAAAGUGGAAGGUAGAAUUACUGUAAAUCAAAUCAAGAGGGUUAGUGAUCAUGAAUUUGCAACACUCUCUCUCACCCUAAGGGUGACUGGCUUCUAAUUUCUCCUACAGUAUCACUCUUGAAUCACACAUUAAGGUCAGGAGAAUUAAGGCAAAGAUCACAAAUUCAAGGAGAUCCUGAUUGUCAAACAAAUCAUCCAUGUCAGCAUCAGAGAAAAUGUGUAGAGGACAGUUUGAAGAAUAAAUGUUAGGGUGUAAAGGGUUAUAUAUGUUCAAGCAUGAAAAUGUAUCCCCAGAUACAAAAAACCACAGUACGUCAAGGAAAGGGUGGAAAAGCAUGAAAGUAUGUUUCAAUCAAAUUUAAAUUUUUCUCUUUCUGUCCAAGGCCCUGUUUAAUAGGCUUGUACCUGAGAAACAUGGAAAAAGGGAAUUUUCAAACAUUAUGCUGGGAAGGCUGAAGGUAAUUUUAGUUAAAAAUAAAUAUAAAUUCUAAGUAGAUUAAGUCAAGUUUAUUCAGACUUUUUUCAGAAGGGAAUGAGUAAAAAUAACACAGUGCAGUUAUUAUUACUUUUUUUUUUCACUCUUCCCCCUUCCCCCCCCCCCCAAAAAAAAAGAGAAAAAAAAUAUGAAGAAACUUAACACAAGCCACCCAGAAUUUACAUUUAGUUUAGAAUUUUAUUGUAAUUGGAAUCAUAUUGUACUGUACAUGAUAUAAGUAUCUUGUAUAAUUUGUUGUAAGUAUUGCAAGUAACUGUAUGUCCUGCGGUUAAUGCAAGUAGAUUUACUUAAUAUUGCAAUGUUAGUGGUGUAAGUAGCCUAUACUGUGCAUGUAAUUGUAUUCUCUGCAAAGAAUUUAUUCACUAUGGUACUGAUGACAUAAGUAACCUGUAUUGUUAGUAAUGUAAAUUUUGUUCUGUAAGUAGAUUGUUGUAAUCAUUACUAAAACAAAACAAAAAAACCACAGUGAAAUACCUUCUUUCAGACCUUCCUUGCUACUGAGAAGAUUGCUACCCUCCCCCCCCCCCCCCACCACUAACUUAACACUACCUAUCCUGCAAUACAAAUGAUAAAGUGUUCUAACUUUAGUGUUAGAGAUCUUUUAUUGUAUAUGCUUGUAUACUAGUUAUAAUGCCAUUCUGUUUUGAUACUCCUAGAGGCUUGGUAUUGAUAAAACAGACCCUAAUGAGUUGACACCAGAAGAGAUCUCAAAGUUUGCACGCCUAGACAUCGAUCCAGACACCAUAACUUUUCAGCGAGGUAAUGUAAAUAAACUGGCAUUGUAUAAUUGUAAUAUAAUAUUAUACUUCCCUUUAAACAAAACAAAAGAAAACCUUAAAAAGGACAAUAUUGAUUCAUUAUUCCACUACUAUGCCAUUUCACAAUAUUAUAGGGCAAUGACAUGCACAAAAUAUGCCACUGUGUUACACUGUAGAACAGGGCAAAAAUAGCAACAAAAGGGAGCAAAGAAAAGGCUGCAUAGAGCAAUCCAUACUUUGUUUUUGUUCCACUUUCUUGUCUUGGCUUUUAUAGCAACAAACUUUUAGGCAUAUCAGAUUUUUGUGUCAAUCAUAAAAUCAUGUGAAAUGCCCAGUUGUUGAGACAAUAACGAAGGCAAGAGUGAUCAUGUGAAAAUUAGACUCAACCCAAACUUAGCUCUAUAUGGACUGACAAUUGAUGGCAUUUUGGAUGUCUAGGUCAUUAGGGAUCACUUCAAUUGGUUUUUAUUUAAUUUAGAGCAGUAGAAAAACCAAUUUGAAAAGUAAUCACUGUGAGCAGUCAGAAUAAAGGUUUGCACUAUCAUUAGCCAAUGAGAACUCAACCUAAAAACCAAGCAAACUUCUUGAGGAGUAAAAGAACAUUAUUGUUUUUUAGUUUUGCUUCUGAUUGGUUGACAGAUUGGUGCAAGUUGAUAGAACCACAAAGCAAAGUUAAAUAGAACCAAAACAAUCCAGCAUUACUUUUGACACUCCAGUUAAAAUUGCUGACUGGUCAUCCUGAUUACUUGAACUUGAGCAUCAAUUGGAACAUUGCGAGUGAUUGACCAAUCAGAGGGAAGUUGAAAUAAAUACUGCUGCUGUAGUUAAGCUUUUCUAAUAUUGGUUACAAAUGUACCUGUUUGGUUGUUGUAUAUUUUUCCUCUUACAGUGAUUGACACAAACGACAGGUUUCUUAGGAAGAUUACCAUUGGUCAGUCAGCUACAGAGAAGAACUUCACACGUCAGGUAUUGAUAACUAACUUAAUGGCUUGUGUGUAACAUUUGUGUUGAAUUGUGGUUAUAUUGGAGGUUGUUUAUUGGGAAACUUUUCUCAUCCAUGUGGUAUCAAUUUUUGCAGACUCAGUUUGACAUUACUGUUGCAAGUGAGAUUAUGGCCAUCUUGGCACUGACCACUGAUCUGAGGGAUAUGAGGAAAAGGUAUUAAUAGUGAUGAUCCUAUUGUUUGUUCGUUUUUUUUUUUUUUAAUUACCAGCAACCCUUUACACCCUAACAUCAGUAUGCAUAUUCUCCAUACUGUUCUCUAUACAUUUCCUAAGUUGCUGAGAAGGAGAAUUUGUUUUAAUAAUCACAAGCUUCUUUAUAAAUUGGUGAUUAUUUCCUUUAUUCUUGUGACCUUAUAAAUGAUAUUUGGGUGAUAUUGUGAGGAGAAGUAAGAUGCUAGUCACUCUUGGGGUCAAGGGGUUAAAGAAACAGGGGAAUAUGACUUCUUUACAGGGGUUUCAAAAUGUUUUGAGGUAGGUGUCAAGCAAAAGUUGUUGACUGUGAAAAGUUCAUUAAGGGCCAAAAGGUAAUUUCUUUGACCAGAAUAACUGGCAACAUGUUAUUAAGUAGCUGGCGGAACUCCUGGAGUCACCAGCUUGUUUUGAAAUCCCUCUAUUUGAAUCAAAGGUCACAAGUUUACUGCUUGUGUAGCCGGCAAUCUGGUAAAGAAAUCACUCGAUAUUACAUCGUUCUCCUCUGAUGUACCUCAAAAACCUGUCUUCACUUCUCACAAACACAAUUUUGUAAAACCAUACUCAGACUGAACAGGUUUCUUAUCUUCAAUGCAGGCUUGGUAGCAUUGUUGUAGCCAGUAACAAGGUUGGGGAACCUGUGACAGCAGAUGAUCUGGUAAGUAUAAUUUUGUCAAUAAGACCUCAGUUGGCCCAGGUAGUUUGUAUGGCUUCAAGAUGACCAGCCUGCUGAAGUGGCCACAUACCAUGUCUGAUCAAAUGGGAAGCCCUCAAGAGCAUCAAGUUUAUAAAAGGUCUUGAUCCUUUCUGUAUGUCCUCCAGUAGUGCCCCCUUCAUUAACAACCCCCCUCCAUGCUGAGCAACAGUGCUAGUUGCCUUUCCUUUUGGUCUCAACCCGUAAGCCCCUUAAGAUUGACUAGCAUCUAAUUUCUCCUUACAAUAUCACCCCUGAAUCACACAUUAAGGUCAUGAGAAUAACGGAAAUGAUCAACAACUACAGAAGCUCUGGAUCAUUAUGCUAAUUCUCCUUGUCAGCACCCUUGGAAAUGUAAAGAGAACAGUAUGGAGAAUAUGCAUACUGAUAUUAGGGUGUAGGGGGUUAAACCAAAGAAAUGCAUACUACAUGUCUAUGUUUUUCUGUCAGGAAAAGAAAUUGGAAAAUCAAAUUUAACUAGUCUUCCAUUUGACUAUUGUUAAUCUUUCUUGAGAACCUUUCAACUGUCUAUGCUAAAGUAGAUGUUUUUCUGGCUUAUGUGAUAAGUUGUUGAACCUCUCCACUCUGACUGAUUUUUUUUUUUUCCUGCUAUUUCAGGGUGUUGGUGGAGCACUGACUGUUCUCAUGAAAGAUACGAUCAAACCAAACCUCAUGCAGACAUUGGAGGUAAGAUUUCUGUAGAUUAUGAACUGUCUCUCCUUUUUAGUGAAGGCCAUAGCUCAAGUCAAAAAAACAUCAACCCAAAAAAAAUUGAAGUAAGGGUGCAGACCUGUGGAAGGGAAGUGUGCAAAAAGUAGCACCUUAAUCCUAGAGUUCUGCAUGGCAGACUAAUAUUUAUAUAUAUGUAUGUAAUUUUUUUUUUGACUUGUUGAAAAGGAAGGACUGCUUGUAGCUUUAAAUAUCUCAGAAAUUGGAAUAACUGAAAAGGCAAGCCAAAAAAAAAGCAACAUCAAAAGGAUAACCCAACCACCAAUUUUAGUCUUUUUAUGGUACGAUGAUACUGUUAAAUUUUACAAGGCAAAAUGAAGCAAUUUUACCUUUGCCAAUUUCCAGUACAGCAAGAGUGUUCAAAUGUUUCCUCUCUUUGUUAUUGUUAUCAUUUUUUUCAGGGCACUCCUGUCUUUGUGCAUGCUGGACCAUUUGCAAACAUUGCUCAUGGAAAUUCAUCCAUUCUUGCUGACAGAAUUGCUUUGAAGUUGGUUGGACCAAAUGGAUUUGUUUGUAAGUAAUUACAUAGUAUUGGAGAUGUUUAUUUGGGUACCAACUCCCGUAAUGUGAUCAUUAUUAGAUGAAAUUGUGCAAAAAAAAAAAUCUUUAUGUGUAAUUUUUUUCCUUUCUCAUUUUAGUCACAGAGAGUGGUUUUGGUGCAGACAUUGGCAUGGAGAAAUUCUUCAACAUCAAAUGCAGAUAUAGUGGUAAAGUUUAAAAUUUACAAAAACUUUGAUAAAAGCAGAUAAUGUUAUUUACUGUGAAUGGGGUUUGUAUGGGAUGAAACUGUGCCAUAGGUCUUGCAUAUGGCUCAAGUCUGAAGGCUGACGGUUUUACUCAAGACCAAGGGCACAGUUUUUUCCCAUAUGGACCAAUUUAGACUGGGAAAGGCUCUUUUUUUCCUCGUGGUUUGCUUUUUUCUGCCUUUGCCUGAUUGGUGUGGAGGCGAUUCCCAACCAAGGUUGAUGGGCUUUGAGAGCAUGAUUAGCCAAUCACAUUUGAUGAGUUUAAUUGCGACCCACUGAGAUGCUUCAGGAAAAAAGUUUAAACCUAUCCCUAUAAAAUCCCACCAGACUGUCUAAAUUUGUAUCACUGCUGAGGGAAUUUUGAUCAGGUUUUAUUGAAACAAAACCUCAGUGAUCACUGCAGCCAAUUGGAACACAGAGAAGAAUCACAAGGAACCAAUAGAGUGAAAACAAACAAACUUCCUGUUGCACUGGACAGUAUGGGUCACAAAAUUGCUUAUGGUUUUACCUUUUUCAUGUGAUUGGUUUGGGCAUUUAGGCAAGUUUUUAGACCAAUCAAAGAGAAAACUAAAGCAAAAUCAAAUGCUUUCCCUGAUAACUUCAGUCACCAGAUUUGAAUUGUCUUGUUUUUCAUACCUCCAAUGCAGUCCUUAAUAUAUUAAUAAAAUUAUUAUUAAAUAUAAUUUUCUAUUUUGCAGGUCUAACUCCCCAUUGUGCCAUCAUUGUUGGAACUGUCAGGGCUUUGAAGAUGCAUGGUGGAGGACCAAAGGUGAUUGAGUUGUGCUUUUUUCUAAGUUUAUUUUUCUUUUUUUUUCUUCCCUCUCUUUACUUUAGGAUAGCACCUUGUUCUUUGAACCAAAUGAAGUGCUACUAAAGCCAGAGUAUAAGCUAUAAUCUUGAAAAUUGGCCAGAGUUUUGUUAGUUUUUCGAACAGCAGUUUUCCUAUCUUUUUAGCAGUUGCUGAGCAUGCUAUUUUUAUUUCUCUUUAUUCUGAAGGUUGUAGCAGGGAAACCUCUCCCUUCUGAAUACACCACUGAGGUAAGUCUUAUUAACACUUUAUACCCUAAUGUCAGUUUCCUUAUCCUCCAUACUCUUCUUUACACAUUUCCUUUGAUGCUGAUGAAGAGAAUUCAUUUAACAAUCAAAGAUUCAUAAGUUGGUAAUCAUUUCUUUUAUUCUCAUGAUCAUGACCUUAAUGAAUGAUUCAGGAGUAUUAGUGAAGGAGAAAAUAGAUGCUGGUCAUUCUUAGAGGUUUAAGUGUUAACCCUUUACACCCUAACAUCAGUCUGCAUAUUCUCCAUACUGUUCUCUAUAACUUUCCUGAGUUGCUGAUAAGGAGAAUUUGUUGAACAAUCUAGAGCUUCUUUAGUUGGUGUUCAUUUCCUUAAUUCUCAUGACCUUACUGUGUUUUUAAGGGGUGAUAUUGUAAGGAGAAUCUAGAUGCAAGUCACUCUUAGGGGUUAAAGUAUUGAUGAUUGGUAAAGUGAGGGCUGUUCUAAGUGCCUCUCCACUCAUGCCCUAACAAAGACUUAACUAAGCAACAUUCCACUCUGGGAUGUUGUUACAGUAGCAGCUGUCUGAUAUGUGUAGGUUGUAUAAUACCUGGGUUAGUCUGCCUCCUGUGUCCACCUUCAUUCAUCAAAUAUUCUUGCUCUUGCUCUGGAAUAUGAUGCAAUAGAAAUUAGAUUUUAAUCAAAGGCUGCUCUGAUGUUGAAUAACUCAACAGACCCUGUGUAAGUUAAAGCAGUUUAAACUCUUCUGAAAUGAACUGAUUCAAAUUCUGCAAGUCUGCCACCAUUAAACUUGCAAAUUGAGGGACUUUGGAACAAGCUUUUAAAAUCUACAUUCCAGCCAAUUAAAGUUUUUGUUAUAAUCACAGGACUUGCUAAUGUUCACAUCUUUUCUCAACAGAACUUUGAUCUUGUCAAGAGUGGAAUGGUGAACCUUGCCAAACAAAUUGAGAAUGCACGAUUUUUCGGGGUCCAUGCAAUAGUUGCUGUGAACCGUUUUCCGUAAGUAGUGUCAAGGCCCUUGUAGAAGAGAAAGUCUUCCUUCUUUCAGUGGCACUAAAGUUUUCAGACUAUUUAGAGUUGGCUUUUCUUGUUUGUUUUGUUAGGAGUGACACUGAUGCAGAGAUUUCCUUGGUUAUACAGCUUGCCAAGGAGGCUGGAGCUUAUGAUGCUGUAGAAUGCACUCACUGGGCAGAUGGAGGUACAUGUAUCAAUAUAAACCCUUUACAUCCUAAUAUCACUAUAUAUAUUCUCCAUACUGUUCUCUAUACAUUUCCUAAGGUGCUGACAAGGAGAAUUUGUUUAACAAUCAAGAGCUUCAUAAGUUGGGGAUCAUUUCCUUUAUUCUCAUGACCUUGAUGAAUGAUUCAGGGGUGACAUUGUAAGGAGAAACUAGGUGCUAGUCAAUCUUUUGGGUCAAAUUGUUAAAGUUCUCUAUACUAUUUUUUUUGGUUUUGUUUGAAAUUGGGUAAAAUGUGUCAGGAUAAUUAAAAGAUAAUCACAUAUUUCAGGGGAUGUUAAGAAAUUUUUCUUGCUCGCUUGCUUACAUGCAUCUCAUUGACAAGAGGUUUGUACUGAAUGAGGCUGUUGAUCUACAGGCAAGGGUGCCAUGGGUUUGGCUGAAGCAGUUCUUAAAGCAGUAGAGGAACCAGUUGACUUCAAGUUCCUUUAUGACUUGCAGGUAUGUAAGCUCUGCAGUUUUACUCUGCACCAUUCUUUCAUCUUAACAUCAGAGUUACUGUUUGCAAAAAACGUUCAUGAAUUGCACAUGUGUAAUCAUAAAUUUGUGGAUGAUCACUGUAUCACUGACCUUUCACAGUUUGACUUGCUACUUUAAAAAAAAAUGCAGAAAUUAAGUUUGGAUCUGAAUUGAAAAUAAGGGGUUUGACAGGGCCUGAAACACUGCCUACUAUAGAUAGCCAAAUGUUGGUAGGGAGUCCAAUCAUAAUGGGGUUCUGCCUUUCCUUUAUUAAGUAAGUACAUGAGUAAGUAACCCUUAUUAGUGUAAUCUUUGUAAAGGAAACCUUUGUUGAAUGCAAUUCUUUAGUUACCAAUUGAAGACAAAAUGAGAAUAAUUGCUCAGAAGAUUUAUGGUGCAGAUGACAUUGAGUUGUUGCCAGAAGCUCAGAAGAAGGUGGAACGCUAUAAAAAGCAGGUGAAUUUUUAAUUAGUCUGUCUUUCCAGAAAAUGUAAUAUUUUUGGAAAUAGUUGUAUCUUAUUAUCUCUCCAUUGGGGAAUGGGGACCACAGGCUGCCUGAUUACGUUUUCCCUGAAAAGGAGCAACCCCAGUGGUUAAUUGGUGGAAGGUCUCCAUGAUACCAAAAUUUAGAUUUUUGACAGGGAAAAGGAGCUUCCUGGGAUGUUCUAGUAGGGUUUUUUUAAGUUUGUAUAAAAUUGGCAUUGAGUAGGGUAAAACCUCAAUAUAAUUGUUUCUAAGGGCAGGAGAACAGUGCAUAGGUGAGAAUGAAUGUAAAGAAAAAUGGGGAUUCUCAAGGAUGCUGAAGAUUUAGAUGGAAUACCAAUGACUGACUUAAUCUGCAUCCUGUGUUUGUUUUCUGGAAAAAUGCUUUUUUAGUUAACAUAGUCCCUUCCAAACCCCUCUGUUAGAUGUUAUGCAGGGUAUAACUUUUUUGUUGUAUGGUCUAUUUCUUUAACAGGGUUUUAAUGACUUGCCAAUAUGCAUGGCCAAGACUCAUUUGUCACUCUCUCAUGACCCUGAGUUGAAAGGAUGUCCCAAAGGUGUGUAGAACUAUAAAUGUCUUGCACUUCUGUCAUACCUGACUUCAGGUUGCUUCAAUCUGUAAACUCACCUUGGGAUAACUUUGUAAGAUGAAGUCUCUGGCCAGCCUUGUCUCCAGUAUCUCUCCUCUUGUAACUCAACCUUCUUUCAAUUGCAUCCAUUGCUUCUUUUGUCCUGCCCCCCCUGGAUAGAGAAAGAGGGGAAGGAGGAAGAGAGGGGUAUUCCGCUCCUCUUGGGGUAUUAGAGAAAAGCAACCAUGAGAAUUGUUUCUCUCAUUGUACUGAACACUUAUCCUUUGCAGGAUACCCUUAGCAGUUUAAAGAGUUUUCCUGACAGGUGUACUGUUAUUCAAUGUACACUCCUGGGGAUAGUUGUUCGAAGGCCAAGUAGCAUAACCCAGAAUUAACUUUUUAUCUGGGUUUCUUUAUUCCUUUUUUGAGAGGCCUUUUUGGGAUAAAUUUUUGGGGGGAGAGAGGAGGGAGGAGUUAUCAUGCCUACAUCUCCAACCAUCACUUUCAGGAAGACAAUCUGCUGGCCUAGCAUGAUACUUUAAAUUCCUUGCCUUCAUUAAUUCAAUUUCUUAUACAUGUUUUCUGUUUUGCAGGCUUUGUCCUUCCCAUCCGUGAUGUUCGAGCAAGUGUUGGAGCAGGGUUUCUUUAUCCAUUGGUUGGCACUGUAUGUAUUUUUUUAACAUAUUUCAUUACAUCUCUUCUUUGCAACUGCUAUUUGGGCUUGUCGCAACAUGCCCACAGGGAGGGUGUGUGUUGCAUGACAAGUACAAAGCCAUAUGCUGUGGCCUGUAUUGCACAUUACUGCAUCUGCUGGUAGUUUUGUGUCCGCUUUGAAGUAAUGAGAGGUAAAGCCACAAAUUUUCAUCCCCAACCUCUCCUGGCUUCACUGCUUGACCCUUCAGAGAGUACUUAAAACUGCCAGCCAUGCAGACUAAGGAGACAGCUUUCCUCCAAGGAUGAUAUGGUAAGAAAGCCCUCCAUUACCUUUCACAUGGCAUUCCAGCUCAGUAAAACAAACUGUUAUUAUUUUUGUGUGUUUUUUUUUCUUUGAACGUUGCAGAUGAGUACCAUGCCAGGCUUACCUACAAGACCUUGCUUCUACGAUAUAGACUUGGACCCAGUCACAGAAGAGGUGCUUGGGCUGUUUUAGGCCUCCACAUACCAGAUUUCUUAGCAACAAAGGGAACAUACUGUUUAAGAUUUAUAGCUUACAAUGUAAGGUUUAAUUUGCUGACCUCAACUGCCCCCCCCCCCAAAAGAAAAUGGAAUGUGCCAUGUGAUUGAGUAGGUAAUACCACUGACCAAGAAAUGAAGGCUCAAUCAAACAUGCCAACUAGCUGUAUUUUCAUACAUCACAUAAUAUUAAGUCAUUAAAUUGUGUUAAAAGCCUUUUAUUCCCAUUUUCUUGUUGACCAUAUAUUACUUCUCUCAGCUAAAAACUCUUGUUAGUUUGUGUAAGAAAGUUUGCCAUGCUCUCUAGAGAAGUGCACAUGAUUAUUCCAAAUAAACCAAGGGAAAAAACGCUGAAAAUUUUAUUUCAUGCCUCAGCGAAAACAAUUCUUUUUAAGCUGAUAAGGUAUCCAAACAACCUCCAAGGUCCAGGUUCCUUUUUUUGUAAAACCCUAGCUUUAAAUGCUGAGUGACCCAGCAUGUAAAUUCUCCUCACAGUAAUACAGCUGAAUCUAUCAUUAAGAUCAGGAGAAUAAAGGAAAUGAUCACCAACCAAGGAAGCUUUGAUUGCUUAACAAAUUCUCCUUUUCAGUUCAAGAGGAAAUGUAUAGAGAUAGUAUGGAGAAUGUGGAUACUGAUGUUAGGGUGUGAAGGGUUAUUGUGUGUAGUCAAGUGAGAAUGCAGAAAAUUUUAACUAGGAAAAUUUAUCUUAUUAGUAUAGGUAAUAACACAAUUUUGAAUGCAAUUUGGUAUGAAUAAGCACAGGCAAAUUUUUCAAAGACAACAAAAUUGCAUGGGCCUGUAGGGCAAGCGCAAUUUGUAGGCUGAAAAAUUUACAUUAGUGCUUAUUACACCAAAUUAUGCAAGAAAUCAUGUUAUUACCUGUUGAUAAUGUACAUGAAAAAACCUUGAGGCAAGACAGACAAAAUAUUUUGAAAGGGUGUGUGUUUCAUGCAUUUGCAAUCAUGUUGCAUGAGGAUGCACUCAUUUUUUCACGCAGAAUUAUUGGAUGAGGGUGCUCAGUCAAGGGGGGCACUAGAGGUUUCAUUUCAAAGAGCUUAAACUUUGUUUUAGCUAAAUCUUUAAGAGAAAGACAACUUUUGUUAACAUUGUCCUCUUUGAUGUGAAGUCAAUAUGGAGAUAGAACAGUAAAUGGAAGUCAUUUUUCAGAUAAGAAACUAUUCUUCUGUACUGAAUCCUCUAGUUGAGUUAAAAGUUAAAAAUAAAGUCCAACUGGCAAUAGAAAUGGGAUUUUGUGUCCUGAUUAUUUAACCCUUGAACUCCCAAGAUCUCAUCAGUAAUUCCCCUUACUGUCUGCCAAAUGAUUCUCAUUGUGUUGGUUUGGAGAAUUUGGUAUCGGAUCAAUCAGUAAUUCUAGCUAUGAUUGAUAUUCUUUAUUCUCACAACUUGUCUAAAUGAUGUUGUAUAGAUAUAGUAAGGAGAAAUCCUGUCUUGGUCACUCAUGGGAGUUAAAGGGUUGAGAAAGUGAAGGAGGAGAGGGGAGACUCAUGUGAGAGGUCUGCUUGUUUGAUGUAAGGGCCCAGGAGUUGGGUGCUCAUUUGUGGGAGGGUGUUUAAUCAUGUAGAUUGAGGGCACUUAUUGGAGGAAAUACUCAAUUCAAAAUGGGAGUGCCUGCUCAACUUCUCCCUGUCCCCCUCCCUGCCCAUCCCAGAUGGGUGCAAAUGAACCCCACUGAGAUUUACAACAAAGAAAGUGGUUUUACAUUAACUUUAAUGUUUAAUUUGUUAAAUACACAAAAGAUUACUGUAACUUUACAAGCUCAGUAAAUUUAACUUUCUUCUUACAAUACCGUAUUUACCCGUGUAUAAUGCGCACUUUUUUUUCCAUAAAAACCACAGGCGGCCC